AUGAGCGAGAACAAGAGGAAACAACCGCCUGGUAGCGGGCCCCAGGGCCAGACGAAGAAGAGCAAGAGAGGCAAUGAUGGCAAGUGGCAGACGCCUCACCAACGGAAAAUGAUCUCCCAACGAAUGGAUAUGGGUGGUUCCGUUGAAAGCGGUGACGCCGGCAUCUGGGUGACGUGCCAGCGAGGCCUUGAGAAGAAGGCGAUUUCUGAGAUGAUCUUAUUAUGUGACGAGCUGGGAGAGACUCUGUACGACAUCAAGGCACCAUCCAAACUGGAAGAAAACGAGGCGUUAGAUGCUCAGGAUGACAAAGACAUUGCCUCUAGCAUCGAGGAUGAGAUUAAACGCAUGAAGAAAGACAAAACGUCCAAAGCGGACUACACGUUUAUCCCCGUGCGGUCGGGCAUCGAGUGCGUCUUCUUCAUGAAGACGAGGAGUCCUGUGGAACCGGUCGAAUUUGUGAACAGGAUCUGCGACGACGCGGAAAAGUGCACCGAUAUGACGGAGAGGAAACUCCGGCACAUCAAUCGGCUUACACCUGUGGUCCUGAUCGGGAAGUCCCUGGAUUCUGGAAUCGAAAAGGUGGCGAGAGAAGUCCUGAAGUCCACGUUUGCUCUCAACCCUGAGAAUGCGUCUGAGCCGACCACAGAGGCGGAGGAGGAGGCGGAUGGAGCGGCACACUCGUAUGCGAUUCGGCCCAACAUUCGAGCUAGUUCUUUGAAGAGGGACGAGGUCAUUAACCGGGUGGCCGCGUUGGUUGGACCAAAGCAUAAAGUCAACCUUACGACCCCUGACAAGGUCAUCUUGAUUGACAUCUACAAGAACCUUUGCGGCAUGUCGGUGGUAGAUGGCCCGAGGUGGGAUGCUUUGAAAAAGUACAACGUCAACGAGAUAUACAAGCAAGCUUUGGCGAAGAAAAGUGAGAGGCCAGAGACUAAGUCUGAUGCUGCCGCUCCCCCGGCUGCAGCGCAGACGGAGGUGGAAACUGCGGGAUGA
Molecule: messenger RNA, 993 nt
Organism: Scedosporium apiospermum
Lineage: Eukaryota; Fungi; Ascomycota; Sordariomycetes; Microascales; Microascaceae
Exons: 5
Coding region: 1-993 (330 amino acids)
Biological process (GO): tRNA modification
Molecular function (GO): RNA binding
Source: RefSeq, a predicted model, not a curated record